CAUAAACAAGAGCCAACUCAAGUCUUAGAGCAGGGUACUGUUGUGGUCAGACAUCUUAGAGCAGGGUACUGUUGUGGUCAGGCAUCUUGUAGCAGGGUACUGUUGUGGUCACGGAGAUGGUUGAAGACAAGUGGAUGAGAUGGUUCUAGUCCGAGUUUUGUUGACAUUUCUUGGUUGCUGGUCCGUAGCAGCACAGGAUCCGAGCAGAGAAAUAGUCCAUCCAAGUGUUGUUAAUGCUGGUGGGGACUACACCGUGUCGUGUAACUCUGAUCUGGCUGGAGUGCCAGGCAAGGGACAGAACCUAGGCUUGAUAGCUAUGUGUAUCGGAUGGACGAAUGGAAUAGACGAAAUGGAAUGUUUUGCAAGAUACAGGGCCAUCGACAGAUCAAUUUAUAUUCGAAAAGAAUCCAACACAGCUCCUUCUUCUAUGAGGCUCUGGAAUUCUAAAGUAAAAGGUCCGGAAAAAUAUGAUUACCGUGGUGUACCUGAUAGAGAUUCAGUCAAUAUCACAAUGACGGCGACAAAGGUCAAACGACAAGAGUCUGGUAUCUUUUGUUGUAACGCUUCUUACCAAGAUUUGAAUGACGAUACUCGAUUUAUAUCUAGAUGCCAGACGAUAACUGUUGUUGGCGCUGGCGCGGUCCUUACUUUAGACGAGUACUGUAGCACCAAACUACCUGAAGGCAACAGGGCGUCCUUCAGGACAUUAAGCAUACAGGAGACUCUCAGGUUCUGUGGUAACGCGGAUGUCUACACUGACUGUCUCCUCUCAGCCAGAACUUCCAGCGAUACGACCUACACGGUGAAACUGUUCGAGAAACAUUUCCCCAGCGAGUACGACCUGAAGCGGGCGGCUUACGUCUACUGUACAAUAGGCGUCCAGGAGUUAUACAGAUUCAUCUUGAAUGACGUUAACAACUUCAUCGACUGCGAGAGGAACGCCAACACUGGACAGUGCGAGAUCGAAGCCAACUCAGAGGCCGGACUAAAAGAUCUAACAGCGGCCGUUGCCUCCAAUAACGAAGCGGACAUAAAGAAACAUUCAUGCAAACUGUCACUAGACUACAUGAAGUGUAUCCAAGCCCAGUACACCAAAUGGAACCAAACCUCUAACAUGUUCCCUGUUUCUGUUCCCCAGACUGUCACUAGACUACAUGAAGUACUGUCACUAGACUACAUGAAGUGUAUCCAAGCCCAGUACACCAAAUGGAACCAAACCUCUAACAUGUUCCCUGUUUCUGUUCCCCAGACUGUCACUAGACUACAUGAAGUACUACUGUCACUAGACUACAUGAAGUGUAUCCAAGCCCAGUACACCAAAUGGAACCAAACCUCUAACAUGUUCCCUGUUUCUGUUCCCCAGACUGUCACUAGACUACAUGAAGUACUGUCACUAGACUACAUGAAGUGUAUCCAAGCCCAGUACACCAAAUGUAAUCAAACCUCUAACAUGUUCCCUGUUUCUGUUCCCCAGACUGUCACUAGACUACAUGAAGUGUAUCCAAGCCCAGUACACCAAAUGUAA
Messenger RNA from Physella acuta, 1525 nucleotides. RefSeq lists its product as uncharacterized. NCBI's taxonomy places the organism in Eukaryota, Metazoa, Mollusca, Gastropoda, Physidae. The record is from RefSeq and is a predicted model, not a curated record.